Messenger RNA from Guyanagaster necrorhizus, 570 nucleotides. RefSeq lists its product as uncharacterized. NCBI's taxonomy places the organism in Eukaryota, Fungi, Basidiomycota, Agaricomycetes, Agaricales, Physalacriaceae. The record is from RefSeq and is a predicted model, not a curated record. Bases 1 to 570 code for a protein of 189 amino acids. The transcript has 4 exons.
AUGUCAGGCCAGUGCACGAUUUGCCUCUGUGACUAUAAGGAGCCGGUCUCUAUUCCCUGUGGACACGUCUACUGCAUGCAAUGCCUACAUGACUGUAUUUCGACCAGUAGCAGGGACGGAUUCACGGCCAAGUGCCCUACAUGCAGAACCAAGUUUACGAUCGUCAUGCCAGAGCUUCACUCCCUCUCCAAACAGUUCCACCGCUACAUAACUCCGAGUAUACGGCGCGUCUUCAUUGAGCCAAAUCCCUCCGAGUCCUAUGAAGAGCUCAAACAUAAGCUCGAAGUGUCGGAAGCGCGCAACGCCACUCUCGAGCGAGACAAUCGGGACCUUAUGGAGUCGUGCGAAAGGUAUAUGGCUGAAUCUGCGGCUCAUGCCAGGGGAGAGCGGGGUGCAACAAUCGAGUUGCAAAGAGUAAAGAGGUUGCUAGAGGCGGAGAGGAAGACAGCGAAGGAGGAGACGACACAUACGCGUGAGCUGCUGGAAGAAGCACGUAGGGAAGCGAAUUUGGCAAGGUACGGUGUUGGCUGCUUCUUGUCUCCCAUUUUUAUUAACAACUGUGAAAAAUAG